Messenger RNA from Melitaea cinxia (Glanville fritillary), 1797 nucleotides. RefSeq names its product putative thiamine transporter SLC35F3. The transcript has 9 exons. Bases 1 to 1485 code for a protein of 494 amino acids. Lineage: Eukaryota; Metazoa; Arthropoda; Insecta; Lepidoptera; Nymphalidae. The record is from RefSeq and is a predicted model, not a curated record.
AUGGCUAGGGAUGGGGACGUGCCUACUAUUUUUAACCCGAAGAGAGUACGCACGCCUUCAGUUAUAAUAACCAGCGAAGAGGUAGCGGAAAGUGUGCAAAGUGGUGAUGGUGAGCGAGAACGUCCAAACGGUCCCCCGACGCCUCUUAGUCCACGAGCGCCACUUACUCCCCAGACUUCUGUAUCUUCUGCUCCGCCUCUGACAACACAGCCUUCUCUACAGCAGACCUACAGUGAGUCCGCGGGCAGCAGUCAAGAUGAAGAGCGACAAUUACGUGAUAAAAAAUGCCCGCGCUCAUGCUGCUCAAAAGUGGCGAAAAAGAUAUACUAUGGGCUUUGUGUUACAACUACUGUAGUUGCAUCUUGGGUAACUGUGACACAUUGUAUAAAAUAUAUGUACCUUCAGAAAUACCCACACACUGAUAGCUCAUUGAGCAGCACUGAGUCUCCUAUCAAUAAUAAUUAUACUUCCAGAAUUCGCACACAUCAUAAUUACAAUGCACCAUUCUUCACCGCAUGGUUCUGUACAAAUUGGCUAAUAUUCUUUUACCCCCUAUACCUCAUCUUCAUGCUCAUACGCAAUAAGUGCAAAUCAGCAAAUGCUAUAUUUGGUGAUGCUUUCACAGACUUCAAGGAUAAAGGAUUCACAUUUGCCCGCUUUCUAAGCCGGUGUGGUUUAUUCUGCUUGCUAUGGGUGGUGACCAUCUAUAUGUACACCUAUGCCUUGAAGAUACUUCUCUCUACUGACGUCGUGGCGCUGUUCGCUACGAACGUGUCGUGCGUCUAUUUGUUAUCAUGGGUCAUUCUUCACGAGCAAUUUGUUGGAGUUAGGAUCGUAGCGGCGAUCCUGUGCGACACGGGGAUAGCAUUACUGGCGUAUAUGGACGGCAUCACUGGUAGCUCCACACUGGGUGGUGUCGUCUUGGCAGCUUGUGCCGCUGCCGGUUUCGCUAUAUUCAAGGUCCUCUUCCGCAAGGUGAUGGGGGACGUAAGCACAGGUCAACGUGCUCUCUUCUUCUCGAUCCUGGGUAUAGUGAACGCCACUAUACUGUGGCCUGUGUGCCUAGCUCUGUACCUCACGGGGUCGGAGCAGUUGCCAGCUCACCGUAUGCCUUGGCUGCCUCUACUGCUGGCCAGCGGUGCGUUACUGGCAUUUCAUUUGGUGUUCCAGUUCGGUAACCUCAUGACGUACAAUAUAUUUGUAUCUCUCGGUCUAAUUACAGCCGUUCCUGUAUCUGCCGCUCUGGAUGUGGUGCUGUAUGGCGUCGAGUUCGAAGGUAUGAAGCUGGCCGGUAUCAUACUAAUAACCGUUGGGUUUUUCCUCGUGAUGUUUCCGGACAACUGGCCUGAUUACAUUAUGAGGCUUUUGAGAUGGAGCCGGCGGCAGCGCGGCGCGGACGGCGCGGGCCGCAGCCGCGACGCCGUGGACUACCGCACCGGCUACAUCCGCUCGCACCUGCGCUCGCCCUCCGGCCGCGUCAGGUGACCGCCUCGCCCCCGGACCACGCACUAAAUCCGGCGGCACCCUCGGCAUAGCGGGCGUCUCCACGUUCAAUCCGCCUUCGUCUGACGACCGCCCGCGGGUACUGUGAGCGCUCUACUACCCCGGCGGUGAGAGGGAAGAAUGGUGACCGCCUCGCCCCCGGACCACGCACUAAACCCGGCGGCGCCCUCGGCACAGCGGGCGUCUCGACGGUCGAUUCGCCUUCGUCCGACGACCGCCACCGGGUACUGUGAGCGCUCUACUACCCCGGCGGUGAGAGGGAAGAAUGGUGACCGCCUCGCCCACAGAGCACGC